This is a messenger RNA of Magnolia sinica, 1161 nucleotides long. Its product is annotated as probable RNA-binding protein ARP1. NCBI's taxonomy places the organism in Eukaryota, Viridiplantae, Streptophyta, Magnoliopsida, Magnoliales, Magnoliaceae. The coding region runs from base 157 to 915 and encodes 252 amino acids. The transcript has 6 exons. The record is from RefSeq and is a predicted model, not a curated record. Gene Ontology annotation, molecular function: RNA binding.
UUUUAUUUCCUUUCACAAGCUGUAACCCCUCCAGACUCUGUUAUAUAUACACCCUUCUCUCCUUCCCUUCAUACUCCUAGAAAUUCACGUCCAAGAGAGCAGCAUUUUCACGCUAUUGAUGGAGUAGGCUCUUCGACGGUCAGAUCAACGGCUGUGAUGACGAUGGGCAACAUGGGCCAGUUCGGUGACACCACACUUACCAAAGUCUUUGUGGGUGGGCUAGCCUGGGAGACGCAGGAGGAGGCAAUGAGAGAGUACUUUGAGAAGUUCGGCGAGAUCUUGGAGGCUGUAAUUAUCUCUGACAAGAUCACCGGCAGAUCCAAGGGCUAUGGAUUUGUGACGUUUAAGGAGCCAGAAGCGGCGAAGAAGGCGUGCGAGGACGCGACGCCAAUGAUAAACGGACGCCGAGCCAACUGCAAUCUGGCUUCGCUUGGGGCGCGCCGUCCUAGGUCGGCGUCUACAACGCCUCCAUCAGGGUCGAUCGUUGGAUCAAGGCCCGCAACUUCAUCGGCUCCUCCAAGUUCUGUACCAAGUUCUGUACAAUGGUACUACCCAACGGGGACCCCGCCUUCUCCUUACCACCAUCACCAUCAUGGCGUCCCCUAUCAUGCAUAUGGGUACUCUCCUGCCUAUGUCACUGAUAUCAGCUACAAUCCGAUGCAGAAGCUAAGCUAUGCCGGAUCCUAUGUCAAUGGGCAGUACUCUCAGAUGUAUCCUAGUCAGGGAAUGGUGUCUCCUAAUGCAGUGAUGCCAGUUUAUCAUCCAUUUUAUCCUUUCCAUCAAUCUCAGACAAUGGGAGUUCCGGCGGCCCACGUCUUCCAUCCGACAACGGCGGGGCCCAUAACCACUGUCCCUGCCCUCAUCACCAAGCCUGCUGCAAUGGGUCCUAAUACAGUUUGUUUGGCUGUGGAAUAGGUCUGAGGGUGCAGCUGAAGGUUUUUGAGAGAGAAGCUUGAGAGGGUCUUGUUCUGUUCAAGGAUUCUGUUUCUUCUUUUCAUUCUUCUUUCUUCUUUCUUGUUCCCAUCUUUCUGCAGACUGAUUAGAUUCAUUCAUUAUGUCUAACCUGCAUUUCUGUUGGAGAUGUAAAUCGGUAACAAAAGAUGCCAUGUUUUUUACACAUGUUUUUUAUGGUAAACUUGUGGCUUCAUUCAAACUGGCGCA